Molecule: messenger RNA, 6253 nt
Organism: Tachyglossus aculeatus (Australian echidna)
Lineage: Eukaryota; Metazoa; Chordata; Mammalia; Monotremata; Tachyglossidae
Gene: WIPF3
Product: WAS/WASL interacting protein family member 3
Exons: 11
Coding region: 1-2220 (739 amino acids)
Molecular function (GO): actin binding
Source: RefSeq, a predicted model, not a curated record
AUGAGUUCACCAUCCAUCGGCACUAAGUUUAUCACCACCUUUAGCUCAGUAAGUUCAGGUGCCAACAACCAAGGACCCAGCACCCUGAGAGCCCAGGCAACCAGAGAGGUGGGGAUGGUUGAGGCCCGAGGGCAGCAGGGAGAGGAGUCCUCCCAGAUCCCCCUACUACUCCCGGAUCCCACCCAACAGCAGGGUCUUGGGCACGUCCCUCCCUUAGCAUCCAUCCCACUGUGGUUAAAGAAAACCCCAUCUCUUCAGCUUUUAUACCUGCUGAGAGAUCCCUGGUUAUGGCUCAUUGGUCGUGGGGGCAUCAACCUGGUGCCAACCGAGUCCCGCGCUUCUUCCCUGACAGCGGGAGCGGCGGCGAACCGGGGCCGUGGAGGACAGGAGGAGGAGGGGCAGGAGUGGGGGUCGGAGCGGGGUGGCAGGUGGGCUUGUCGGGUGGAGGAAUCGGCGCUGGAGCAGGUGGGGCAUCGCGGCUUUGGCCCCGCCCCCAGUCCCGGCAGCACCGGAGGCGGCGGUGGCGGCGGGCGGAGCCCGGACAGCAGCCCGGCGGCCGGGGCGCCCCGCCUGUGCUCCUUGUGUGUGCCCGCCGCCGGACCCGCCGGCCCACCGACUGACGGACAGAGCGUGCGGCGCCCGCUUGGUGCCCGGGGACGGGCAGGGAGACAGCGAGCCGCCCAGCCGGGCCAGCCACCCGCCCACCGACCCCAGAGCGGCGGCCCCGGCCCUGCCCGUGCAGGCGUCGCCCCGGAGCGCUGUAACCCAAAUGCAGAGCCUCCCAGACUGAGGCAGGAAGAUCAGAAGGGUCGAAGUGCAUUGUUGGCCCAUAUCCAACAAGGAACCCGCCUGAGGAAAGUAACUCAGAUCAAUGACCGGAGCGCCCCGCAGAUCGAAAAGUCUAAAGGAGCCAGCAGGGAAGGAGGUGACACUGGAAAUACCAAAGUCAAUUCCCCACAAGGUCUCGGGGGACUGUUUGCUGGGGGUUUCCCUCUGCUGAGACCAGCAGGCCAAAGGGAUGUAUCAGAUGGGAGGGCGGGGCCACCGCCCCCCGGAGCUCCACGUGCAGUGUCUCCCAGGCUUCCGACCAGAGCCAUCAGCGGCCCGCUCAACGCACCUGUGUCUCCGAGGCCCGGAAAUGCAUCAGAAUCACUCAGUGCUUCCAGAGCAGCCCCUCCCCGCCCGAGCGUGCCUGCCCCGCCACCUCCCCCUCCCCCUCCCCUUCCGCCACCUCUGCCCCCUCCCGCCUCUAUCAAGCCACCACUCGUCUCUCCACCACCACCACCACCACCACCUCCUCCUCCUCCUCCUCCUCCUCCUCCUCCUCUGCCUUCCAUGGAAAGGCCUUCCCGGAUGAUACCCCAGGUGGCCAUUCCAUCUCUUCCUGCUGUGCCACCACCGCCCCCACCCCCACCUGCACAUAGUGAUGAACCGGUUAAGCCUCAGAUGGCCCCAUUGCAUCUGCCACCCCCUCCCCCGCCUCUCCCCGUCACAUUACCUGGUGGAAUUCCUGGUCCUGUCCCCCAACAGGCAGGAUGUAGGGAUCCUCCUCCUCCUGGCCCUCCUCCACCUCCUCCUCCCCAACCACCUCCUCCUCCUCCUCCUCAACCCUCGCUUUAUGCCUCUCCUGUUCCCAAAUCCUCCUUGCCAUCCACACCAGCUACAGCCUCAUACAGUGGUAAUGAUCCCCCACCUCCACUUCCCCCCAAAUCCCCUAGCUUCCCACCCCAGCCUCAGAAGCCCAGCAUUCAGUCCAUACCUCUUCCUCACACUCCUACCGUCUCUCAGUCAACUAUCAUAGUGCAAAAGAAGAGGCAUGGCAGAGGGCCAGGCACCAGUGGAGGGAAGCUAAAUCCACCCCCGGUUCCCCCAGCAAGAUCACCCACAACUGAACUCUCAAGCAAGAGUCAGCAAGCCUCAGCCUGGGUGACCCCCCAGCUGCCGACUCCCCAGCUAAGAAAUGGAAACCUCGCCAUCAAUGAUGACUUUGAGUCCAAGUUUACUUUCCAUUCAGUGGAAGAUUUUCCCCCUCCUGAUGAGUACAAGCCAUCUCAGAAAACAUACCCCAGUAAAGCCCCCAGGAGCUCUCCCUCAGGUUCCUGGAUUCAGGUAGAGAUUUCCGGGCGCAGUGCCGAUGACCUCAAGAGCAGAAACUCUCAGGGGGUCAUGACCAUUCGUCAUGUCAGUGCAGAGAUGAGUUUUGAGGCCUUGCAUGGAUAAAGCCGGGGCCGACAGAAGAUACACCUAAAUUACUGCUAAGCCUUUUUGCUCUGGUACUGUAAACACAACCGUAGUCUUAAACCUUCUUAGAAUAUGAAGCAUUUUUAAGGUGACUUUCACAGGAGUUUGUGGUCCACCCAGCCAUAGUCAUAUUCAUUGUAGCUUGUCAGUGGCAUGAUUUUUAGUCUCGUCAGACACGAUGAGCACUCAAACCAAAUAAUGCCUUACCAAAUGAAAGCAUCCAGGCUAAAGCAGGAGGUCCUACAGUGACCAGCAGGGCUAAGGAGCAGCACUGAAUGAAUAAGGGAACACGUCCCAUUUCACAGUAUGUGGAUUUUAGUAGCCUGUUGUAAAUAUAACCUGUAAGGAGGAUGUGGUUGGGAUUGUUUUUUCCUCUAUAAGUGCUGGGAUGCUACUUUCAUAUCGGGUAGUUCUGCACUUAGCCAGUCUUAGGGCCGUUGACUUUUUUUCUUUUUGAGCAAGGAUACCUGGGGUGCCAUUCUUCUGGGUUCCGCUCACCCCUGACUCCUCCUCUUUGCUGGGCAGCCCAGCUGAAUGCUGGGGAUACAGUUUGCUAAAAGCCAGCCCAAGCAAAUCAGUGAAAAAUCCAACUUCAAGGCAGCAUCUAGGCCAGGGGGUGUUUGUCAGGCCCCUUUGGGGCUUGUGGGACACAGAGGAAUUAGGUUGUACACCAGAAGACACUGAUUGCGCAAGUGCAAAUCAGAGGGAAAAGAAGCAGUCUAAGAGCAAAGGAAAGCCAUGUGCACUGAAAGCUCUUGUUUUGUCCAUGAACCCUUGCACUUACUACAUUUGGGAUGGAAGAGUGCUCACUAUUUGGCAUGUGAAACUUAUAGCAGGGGUUUGGCCUCGAGGUUCUGUUAGACACCCAAGCACACAAACUAAUAUAGUGGAGGUGAACAGAAAUUUAGCAGCUGUCCCACAUUUAGUUUAUCCAUUUCAUCUGGGGCAGGAAAUGUGUCUGUUUAUUGUUGUAUUGUGUGCUCUCGAGCACUUAGUUCAGAGCUCUGUAUAUAGUAAGCACUCAAUAACUACUGAAUGAAUGAAUCUGAGCCACCUUUUAGCACAGUGUGGAUACCUUCUCAUUGCACAGCCAAUCAUUGGUAUAUGAAUGCUUACUGUGUGCAGAACACUCUCCUUAGAGCUUUUAAAACUGUCCUGAACAGCUUAGCUUCCCCAUGGAGGUGCUUUAGAAGAGGGAGAGACUGUUAUGCCAGAAAUGAAAAGGGAAGAGUGUUGGAGGGCUCCUCUCAGAACCUGGGGCUGAAAGAUAGAACCAGCGUGUUAGUAAAAAUAGUAUUUAUUAAGUGCUUGCUAUGUGCAGAGCACUGUACUAAGUGCUGGGAGACAAUAUACAGGUGGGAAUUAGAGAUGGUACGUUUCCCUGAAUCGGUAUCAAUCUUUUGGGGCUAGUUUCUCCUGACCACUUGCAGAAUCUGGCAGCCCUUUUUCUGUUGAAAUGCCAUGGAUGGUGUGCCUAGACCUUUGACAAGGGGGAGAUGGAAAGCUUGAAAGGCCCCAGAAUCUGCUCAGGAAACGUCACGAGCAGGAGGGCUAGCAACUAGGCUAUGGAAAAGAGGACUUUUUUUGGGGUUUGUUUUAAAAAAGCUGUGUUGCCCUUUCUAUCACCAAAUAGCUAUUCAGGGAUGACCCUCCUCACCCCCCACCCCCCCCCAACAUGUCGACUCUGGGCCAAAUAAUAUUAUCAUACCCCCCACCUGCCUCUGGCAUCUCACUUCCUCCCCUCUUCCAGCUCACAGCCAUUCUGAAACCUUUUUAUAUAGAGGGGAAGAAGAACAUUUGUUUUAAUGCUAUAACCACUGCCAAAUAAUAAACAGUAAAACCUCAUUCAGUCAGAAUAGACAGAGAAAAGUUGCGGGGGGAAAUCCUGUCCAAAUUAGUGAAAAAUCCUAACUGCGGGGAAAGGGACUGACUAGUAUUUACUCACCUGUCAGUAAGAAAUACUAUAUUUUAUGGUAUUGGGCCAUUCUCUCACUUCAGAGACAUAUAAACUGAGACAAGACACACAGAGGUACCAACACACAAACACACAUAUAUUCACCCACAUAUUUUAAAAGAUUGCUCUACAGGGCAUGUGUGGUAGGUCUGUGCCAGAAUGAUAACGGGAGCAGUAGUACCCCUUGGGAAUGAGGCCCAGAUUCACUCUUGCUGUAGCUGGGCCUCUCUUCCAGUUUAUUUCACCACUCAGGUGACAAAGACCAAUGGUGCAUGUGGAUUAGCUUGGGCCCUGAUUUCCAUUCUGUGCCGAGAUGGAGGUCCCAGCCCCACUAGGAAAGGAAGCAGUAGAGGAUGGUCCACCAAAUGAAGUUUAUGCUUGCUAGCUAGCCCAGAACUUUUCUUUGUUUGAGAAUUAGAACCUUUAAUUGCCUUUAAUCCCUCAGUUUGCUCAAGGGUGGGCUAUAGUACCACUCACACCUGGGUCUUUGAGUAAAGCUAUAACCAGACUGUACUUGGGGUGUGGAAUUUUAGGGUUUUCUCUAGGAAAAGUUUUUAGGCUUUCUGUAGAAUCCCUAUUUUUGCCACUGAAUCACUUUAUAAUUUUUUAUAAACUUUCAUUUUGAGGGUUUGUUCUUAACACUUUCACUAGCACAGUGGAUUUACGAUAAUUUAUGAAUCCUAUUUCUGCCAUGGUUGAUGUAACUCAAUUUAGAGCAUAUUCAUGACAAAUUAUCACUAUCACCAUGGCAGAAUGACCAGAAUCUGUAUACUUUGCAAUGUGAUGGGUGAAAUGUGGUCACUUUUAAAUUCAGUACUUUUUUUUCUUAGUUUUCCUUUUUUACUUUAAUCUCUGGAAUUUCCUCAGGAAGCUGAUAUCUGCAGUCAGUUUUGUCUUUCUUCCUUUGGAGUGCUUCUCCUUCCAACUUUGAGCCCUUAAAACGAAAAUUUGGACAUUGCCAAGUUUUGAAUUGCAACUUGAGUUCAAUUACCUAAUGAAGCAAGGUUGCCUUAACAUUGCAAUGUGUUGUUAGGUAGCAGUGGUAUCCAGGGACUCUUAAACAUUUGUAAAUGCCACAGAAGAGUGAUAUGAUAGAAGAUAAUAGUUGCUAUGGUGUUGGUGAAUGUUUGUCAUAAAAGUGAAAGCUAAAUAAAUCCCAAAAUGUAAACCCAAUUUUAAACAAAUGAAAAAACCUAAUUAUCCCCAUAUUAUGUAAUUAACCAAAAAAACCCAAUUCCCUUGUUAGUGUAUAUCGUGUGAGUUAUGCUAAAUUCUGAAUUAAUUGGGCCUGAAUCAGUGAGAUUUUGCUGAAUAUUUUUAUUGGUGUUACAUGUGUCUAUGAAGAGAUGUAUGUGCCUAUGCAGUCCAUUUAGAGGAGUAAGGUGACUCAUUUUUCACGUUUUGACCCUCAUCUCUGGCCAGAUCUUAUCAGAGCUAGUGAGGUCAACACCCCUGUGGUGACAAGGCUGUGUAGCUAUAGCCCCUCAAUUGAUGGAGAUGGCCCAACAGCUCUACACUUCACUGUGACUUAUUUUAAGUAUGUUCACAGGAAUCCCAAAAUGGCAGACUUUGUUAUAGCCUAUUUUUCCUGUCCUGACAGGGUAAUCACCAUAAAGCUUUCCCCAUUGUGAUAAAAGGGCAUUUGACAAAGGAAACCACACUUUCACAGCAGACUAAUUCCAUUAGUACAGGUUAGUCACAGCGUGCUUCUUAACAUACAAUUGAUGGUGAUUUUUAAAAGCUGAAAGGGUCUGUUGAAGGUAAAAAUGAAUGAAACCUAAUGGAGUAGAAAUUUUUGGAAAUUGUCUCUUCAAAUGGACUGAAAUGUGAGUUAUUUGAGCUAGUUAUAAGUGCAAAGCAUUUACUUAGCUUUUGCCAUUAAAAGUUAAUGAGGAGUCUCAGUAGCAGCAUUGAUGAAGAUUUUCCCUAUGAAGUCAAAUAGCUUGAGCCUUGUACAGCUGUAUUUAAUAUGGAUUUUGUAUUUAUUGGUGUUUAUCUGUGCAGAUCAAUUUCCUUUGUAUUUAAACUGUAAGCAAUAAAUGGAAAUGCCCCUCCCGG